Oryza brachyantha (malo sina) is the source of this 1255-nucleotide messenger RNA. RefSeq names its product peroxidase P7-like. Lineage: Eukaryota; Viridiplantae; Streptophyta; Magnoliopsida; Poales; Poaceae. The record is from RefSeq and is a predicted model, not a curated record. Gene Ontology annotation, molecular function: peroxidase activity; heme binding. The transcript is spliced from 3 exons. Gene Ontology annotation, biological process: response to oxidative stress; hydrogen peroxide catabolic process. Bases 57 to 1022 code for a protein of 321 amino acids.
CUAAUCACAGAUUCACUGGUACCGGGAGCUGUAGGAGCAGCUUGCACUGUCCGGAGAUGGCGUUUCUUGCUUGGCUCGCCGUCAUGGCCGCGGCUGCUUUCGUGUCCGCCUCCGGCUCCGGCGAGCUCACCCCCGACUUCUACAGCGAGACGUGCCCGCAGGCGCUGACGACGAUCAAGCUCGUCGUCGGCGCCGCCGUCCUGAAUGAGCCGAGGAUGGGCGCGUCCUUGGUCCGGCUGCACUUCCAUGACUGCUUCGUCAACGGCUGCGACGGCUCCGUUCUGCUGGACGACACCGACGACAUGGUCGGGGAGAAGCUGGCGAAGCCGAACAACAUGUCGCUGAGAGGGUUCGAUGUGAUCGACGCCAUCAAGGCCGCGGUGAAUACGGCCUGCCUGGGGAACGUCGUCUCCUGCGCUGAUAUCUUGGCGGUCGCUGCUCGUGACUCGAUCGUCGCGCUCGGGGGAAGCUCGUACGACGUGCUGCUGGGGCGGCGCGACGCGACGACGGCGAGCAUCGACGACGCGAACGACGACAUCCCGAACCCGUUCAUGGACCUCCCGGAGCUGGUGGACAACUUCGAGUCCCACGGGCUGUCGCUGAACGACCUCGUCGUGCUCUCCGGCGGCCACACGCUGGGCUACUCCCGCUGCCUCUUCUUCCGCAGCCGCCUCUACAACGAGACCGACACGCUGGACCCGGCCUACGCCGCCGCGCUCGAGGAGCAGUGCCCGAUCACCGGCGACGACGACGCGCUUACCUCGCUGGACGACACGCCGACCACCGUCGACACCGACUACUACCAGGGCCUCACGCAGGGCCGGGCGCUGCUGCACACGGACCAGCAGCUGUACCAAGGCGGCGGCGGCGACAGCGACGACCUUGUCAAGUACUACGGCGAGAACCCGGACAAGUUCUGGGAGGACUUCGCCGCCGCCAUGGUGAAGAUGGGCAACCUGAGCCCGCUCACCGGCGACGAAGGCGAGAUCAGGGAGAACUGCCGGGUGGUGAACCAGGAGUAAUCCAUCGUCGACACGUACGAUCGAGUCAUCAUCGCCAUGGAUUCCAUCUUGUGAUGAUCUACAGCUGCACCUGCGCUAGCUGCUAUACUUUCUUGGAGGGCGCUUGCAUGUUCUUUUGAUUUUGUGAUGAAUCAGCUCAUGUAUUUGAAAUUGUCUGGAAAUUUAUGUUUUGUUUCAACCAAAAAUUCAAUAUUUGUUCAGAUGUUUUUGUGCAGAAAAAUUAACAGGAGAGA